AGGAGGAGGAGGAGGAGGAGGGUGUGAGGACCCAGCUCACAGCUCGGCUCCUACACUCCGGCCGACCAAAAAUAAAACGGCGACAAAAACAAUAACGGCAGCCGUCAAACGCUUCGACUGGUGUCUGCGGUCUGUAGCAGGGACGUGCCGCCGCAGACAUGAACGGUAUCACCAAGGGCCGGUUCGAGGUGUUCUCAAACAGCGAUGAAGCCCCCAUUAACAAGAAGCUCCCCAAAGAGCUUCUUCUUAGAAUAUUCUCCUAUCUAGAUGUGGUCACGCUCUGUAGGUGUGCCCAAGUAUCCAAGGCGUGGAACGUCCUGGCCCUCGAUGGCAGCAACUGGCAGAAAAUUGACCUGUUCAACUUCCAGACAGACAUCGAGGGUCGGGUGGUGGAGAACAUUUCGAAGCGCUGUGGAGGCUUCCUGAGGCAGCUCAGCCUCCGGGGCUGCCUGAGCGUGGGAGAUGCCUCCAUGAAGACAUUUGCUCAGAACUGCAGAAACAUUGAAGUGCUGAACCUGAACGGCUGCACCAAGAUCACAGACAGCACCUGUCUCAGCCUCAGCAAGUUCUGCUCCAAACUCAAACAGCUAGAUCUCACCUCCUGCGUGUCCAUCAGCAACCACUCCCUCAAGGCCCUCAGCGAUGGGUGCAGAAUGCUGGAGUUGUUGAACCUGUCGUGGUGUGAUCAGAUCACGCGUGAUGGCAUCGAGGCUCUGGCUAGAGGCUGCAACGGUUUACGAGGACUGUUCCUCAGAGGCUGCACACAGCUGGACGACAGCGCUUUGAAACACCUUCAGAAACACUGCCCAGAGCUCACCACCAUCAAUAUGCAGUCAUGCACACAAAUAACAGAUGAAGGUCUGGUCAGUCUGUGCCGAGGAUGCCACAAGCUACAGAUCCUUUGUGUGUCGGGCUGCAGUAACAUCACUGAUGCCUCCCUCACUGCGAUGGGACUCAACUGUCCCCGACUCAAGAUCCUUGAAGCUGCACGAUGCUCCCAUGUUACAGACGCUGGAUUCACUGUGCUGGCCAGGAAUUGUCAUGAGCUUGAAAAAAUGGACUUAGAAGAAUGUAUUUUGGUGACGGAUAACACCCUGGUUCAGCUCUCUAUUCACUGCCCUCGCCUGCAAGCACUGUCCCUGUCCCACUGCGAACUGAUCACAGACGACGGCAUCAGAGCUCUGAGCAGCAGCACCUGUGGACAAGAGCGCCUCACCGUGGUCGAGCUGGACAACUGCCCCCUCAUCACUGACGUCACGCUGGAGCACCUGAAGAGCUGCCACCGUCUGGAGCGCAUUGAGCUCUACGACUGCCAGCAAGUCACCAGGGCGGGCAUCAAACGCAUCCGGGCCCACCUUCCAGAGAUCAAGGUCCACGCCUACUUUGCCCCGGUGACGCCCCCUCCUUCUGUACAUGGAGGUGGCCAGCGUCUGUGCCGCUGCUGCAUCAUCCUCUGACAGUGGAGGGCCAGGGGGGGGCACCUCUGUCUGCAGGUCCUGCUGCUCUGAUAUGCGUUGAAAUGUGGUGGGAGGUGUGUUGGGGGGGAGGGGACUGGGGGAGGUGUAGGGGAGAGGAGGGGCUGGACCCACUCACUGCUCCUGAUCACUGAUCAAUACACUGACUGAUCGCCACUGAUCCCUGAUCAGUUGAACCCGCCCCUCCUCUCUCCUCUUGCUCACCGAUCGGCAUUGCAGCAGCCCCGGGGUUGGGGGGCGUGGAGGAGUGGGUGGAAAGAACGCGGAUGGAAGGACGGAUUGGAAGGACUUUUUCUCUCUCUGUCUCAUUCUCUCUUUCUCACUGUAAAGACAAAAAACAGGUUCUCCACUCCAUCCUGCUCCUCACACCCCUGACUCCCCCCACCUGAGGGCGUGGAGGAAUGAAUUGUGGAACUACAAUGCAUCGUGUUCAAACAAAAAAAAAAAAAAAAUGACGAUAUUGUCAUCUUGGACAACAGUUCGCUCUCUGUGGAGUAUCAUCUCAACCAAUCACAUGACACCUCUAUGUGACCAUCCUGUGAUUCAUUCUGCUUUGACCAAUAAACACGCAGCAUGGAGGGAGAGGAGAGCUGGGUUGUGGGAAAUGCAGGUCGUCUUGAUAUACACACAGAAGCUUUGGCACAGUCAGCUCAAUUCUCUAGUGUGGAAAGAGUUGAGAGGGGAAAAAAAAAACAGAAAGUACAGAACGGGACAUGUGACAUAUUUGUGCAUCUGAGAAACUUUUGCUGAGAUUUUGAUUCUGUUCGUACAGAGAAUGUUUUUGCAAUGGGAAAAAAAAAGAAUUACAAUUAUGGCAACUCACUUAAAAUUGGGGUAGGCCGACAAAAAAUUGUUUUAUUUUCCCCUUUUUUUUCCAGUGCUUAUUGUAAUUGUCCAUGCCUGUCUAUCCAGAGGGGGAGAUAUGUCUGUCACUCUUUUUCAGAUGGGGAAAAAAGAAAACAAGGACCUAUGAUUCAGACCGUUAGUGUCUAAAUGCGUUAUGUUGACUCUGUACGCUACUGGGAUGAGCGGCCUCUCCUGUGCACUGUGUGGUUGUGUUGGCUCGUCGGCCCUGAUCCAAUCCUGUCAGUAGCCCUGUGCACUAGCUCCUACUUGACCUUGACUUGUUUACAUCCUGGAUUAGGUUAGCACCACAGACAAACUUGUUUACAUCAGUAGGUUUCCAGUCUCCCUACUGUUCAGAGUGAGUUUAGUAACACUGGCUAAACGGUGGUAUUCCAUCUGUUUUCAACUGGACUGGACUGUCCAUUGUUCAAAUUUAUUGCUGUUUGUAUUUGGAUAUCAAUCAGGGCUAAUGUUGGUGCAACUUUGCUUUAGAAAAUGAAAUGUGAAUUUGUUUAGAGACGAGAUCGUGAGCGAAGGCACCUCAACGUUUUGACAAUCACAUGAAUUUAUGUAUUUGAAAGUUAAUUUAGUGUAGUUUUCUGUAAUUGGCAAUUUACUGAUGAUGUAGGAUAUAAAGAAUUUUCUGUAUUCAAUAUACUCCACUCACUCAAUGUCCUAAGCAGCACACGAGGAACUAUUUAGAAUUAGACACAGGUUUGACGAGAUGACAUCCUCAUCAAAUGCUACAAAACGUGACAACAGGAGUGUCAUGUGCAGUCCUUGGAAAGUCCCAGAAGCAAAAUUUUAUUUCACUGUAUACAAACACUCCUUCAGACCAACAGGAUCUUGUCACGCUGAGUAAAAACAUGUAUUGGACGUGAAACACCACUACUCGAAGCACUGAAAAAUACAACAAAACAGAAGCAGGUCGCAAUAUUGCACUAAACAAGAGACUGGCAAGUGCUGUGUAGUGCCAAGUGCUCAAAGACUGGGGAGAUUGGCAGGACGAUGGAUAGGACUGAAACAAGGAGAUCCGACAGAGAGAAGAAUGGAGACACAGAUGGAGCAAGCUGACGUGACUGGCUGUGAUACUAAUGCCCUCUCUUUGACAGCUGUUUUAACAGUUUUAUGUUUAAGAAAAAUAAAGAAAGAAAUGAAAAAAAUAAACAAAUGAAUAAAUAAAAGUGACUAAUAGUAAAUGUG
Acanthopagrus latus (yellowfin seabream) is the source of this 3524-nucleotide messenger RNA. It is a transcript of the gene fbxl2, whose product is annotated as F-box and leucine-rich repeat protein 2. Gene Ontology annotation, molecular function: protein binding. The transcript has 14 exons. The coding region runs from base 159 to 1457 and encodes 432 amino acids. The record is from RefSeq and is a predicted model, not a curated record. Gene Ontology annotation, cellular component: SCF ubiquitin ligase complex. Gene Ontology annotation, biological process: SCF-dependent proteasomal ubiquitin-dependent protein catabolic process. NCBI's taxonomy places the organism in Eukaryota, Metazoa, Chordata, Actinopteri, Spariformes, Sparidae.